AUCCUGAUUGAAAAAGAUACACAAUCCCUAAUGGACUUUGCUUUGAAACAAUCCAUUUCAAAGAAGGAAGAGCAUGAACACGCUCGUCUUCAAGUUUGGCAAUACAUAUUUGGUUUCGUUGAAAUGGCAAUCAUAAAAUGUGCGAUAGAACUCAAAAUUGGUGACACAAUCGAUAGCCAUGGAGGCCUCAUCACACUCCCCGAGCUAUCAUCUUCUUUAAAUUGUUCUUCCUCACUCCUACACCGCAUCAUGCGAUUCUUGGUUCAUCGUGGAAUUUUCAAACAAGAAAUCACAGACGAAAAUCUCACAUGCUAUAGCCAUACACCUUUGUCUCGGCUGCUUGCCAGUAGCAGCGACAGCAGCAUGGCUCCACUUCUUCUAUUCGAGAGCAACCCAGUGAUGCUCGCACCAUGGCAUAGCCUCAGCGCGCGAAUUAAAGGGAAUGAAGCCAUACCAUUUGAGGCUGCUCAUGGCAAAGAUAUGUGGAGCUAUGCAGCAGCUAACCCAACACACAAUGCAAUGUUCAAUGAUGCUAUGGCAUGCUCUGCGAGGGUGAUGAGUGUGCCUGCAAUACUUGAAGAUUGUGGAGAGAUUUUUGAAGGAGUCGAGUGUUUAGUGGAUGUGGGUGGAGGGAAUGGUACAAGCUUGAGCAUGAUAGUCAAGGCUUGCCCAUGGAUUAAAGGCAUCAACUUUGAUCUUCCACAUGUUGUUGCUUCUUCACCACCAUACAUUGGUGUUCAACAUGUUGGUGGCAAUAUGUUUGAUUGCAUUCCCAAGGCUGAUGCUGCUUUCCUCAUGGUAUACAUGCAUGAUUAA
This is a messenger RNA of Cucurbita pepo subsp. pepo (vegetable marrow), 816 nucleotides long. Lineage: Eukaryota; Viridiplantae; Streptophyta; Magnoliopsida; Cucurbitales; Cucurbitaceae. The record is from RefSeq and is a predicted model, not a curated record.